AUGGAGCAAAUGCAACAGACAGGAUACCUGCAGGAGACCCGGAGAGGCAGCAAGGAUCAUCCCAACUCGGAAUUUCAUAUUGGCAUCGACUACAGGUCUGAGCUGUUCCAGACACGCGUGGGCUCAGAUCAUGUCAUUGAGCACGUUGCUUUUGAUCACCCUACCCCUGACAAGACUGGUCUUUCGACAUUCGUCACCAACAACACAAUCGAGUCGCCUCAUUUCAAUCCAUAUCAUAUAACUCUGCCGGAAAAUGUAGUGUUUUCCGUCUCGCGGCUUCUCGAAGGAAUUUCUCAUGUUCUCGAGGGCAGGCCACAAGACCUCAUUUCCAGCAUACGUUUCGGAACAAACUUCGUGACAAAAAGUGUGUAUGGCAUGUUCCAUUGCAUUGGUGAAAAGACGUAUCUCGAUGAUCUGUGGUAUCGGCUGUGGUUCCAGCAAUAUGGGCAGCCGCUGUUUGAAGCCGCGGUCCGAUCAGUCAAAGAGGGGAAGAAGAUUUCCGACACACCAAUUGAUGGACGAAAGUGGGAGGUCGCCCAUGGAUAUCCGAAGACUCCUGAGAUGGACUUGCAGGCUGGUGGUGUAUAG
Molecule: messenger RNA, 588 nt
Organism: Penicillium canescens
Lineage: Eukaryota; Fungi; Ascomycota; Eurotiomycetes; Eurotiales; Aspergillaceae
Exons: 2
Coding region: 1-588 (195 amino acids)
Source: RefSeq, a predicted model, not a curated record